AUGGAGGAGCUGACGGAGAAGGUGGAAUUGAUUUUAGAGCAGGUAGCAGCGCAAACUCUGCCUGCCGCCAAAGGUUCGCGGUACACAGAUGGCAAAUCGGUCCUGGCCAAAUUCAGAGAUGGCCGAGAACUGCAGGUCGACCUCACGGCCGACAUGCUUUUGGGUGUUGGCGAGGACGACAAAGACAAGUUGGCAGAGCAGCUCCGAUCCCAAGGCUUCGAUGUGGAAGCAGUGGAAGUGCCGAGGCCUCCCCAGGCUAGCCACGCGCUGCAAUGGAGCGAUGCGAUCUCCCAGGCGUUUGGCAGGGCCUGGCUAUCUCGAGUAGAUGUGUCGGACUUCUGCGAGAUGGUUUGCAAAUGCGGUGAGCGUUUGCUGAACCUCCGGCGCUACAAGCUUGCAUAUCAGGAGGUCUUCUACCGAUACUGUGAUCGUGCGGUACAGCUUCGGGCAGAGAUUGGCCGGAACGUGCUUGGUGAACCUCCGUCAAGAAAAAUUUCGGUCUACUCACGCUACUGCUUGGGAGCUUCGACUGCUCUCUUUCUGCAGACUGUUCACCGAGAUGAUGGGAGAAGGCCGGACACGGUGGACAUCUUGAAAGACGUCCUGCGAGACAUUCUGCAAUCUGUCCAACUCAUGUGCUCCCAGACAGAGGCGGUACGUGAAGAGCUUUACUGGUGCUUGUACAACAGCAGCCUCUUGACCAUGCGCAUUGCGAGAUGGCUCAGACUUCACGGCUUCGCUGAGCUGUGCAUUCAACCUCUUUGGCUGAUGGUAGAGUCCAUGCACUCUUGCUUGCCGCUAAUGGCGGUGUACAUGAUUCCCUUCCGAGCACGGGUGACGAUGGAGCUAGCAUAUUGUGCCGAGUCUGCCAAGCAGCUCUCGGAGGCUGUGCGUGUGUGUGAGGUGGCCCAGGAGCAGAUAGAGAAAGCACAGAAGCUUGAGACCAUGCUGCGAGCCCCCAGUUCCAGCAGAGACGACGAAGGUCUUCGAGGUCGGGGGAUGCUUUGCGCAGACGACAAGUCCGGCGUUUCAGCUAAUGACCUGGCAGUGAACUUCGAGGCUUCCGGGGCUUCGCCGAAAGAGGCGAUGGAAGCGGAGGCGGUCGUUAUCGAUGUGGGUCACGGCAUACACAUCGCCUCGGAUUCGCUUGCUGAACGGAUUAGAUCCAUCUUCGAUCGCUUUGACAAGGAUGGCGGCGGAACGCUCGACAGGUACGAACUCCACCGGGUCUUCAAAGUUCUUGUGCCGAGCUUGACACCUUUGCAGAUCAACACCAGCUUCAAGCACCUCGACAAAGGUGGAGAUGGUGUGGUCUCUCGCGAAGAGUUUUGCCAGUGGAUCUUGACGGACACCGGCGAGGCAAAGAAGGUCAUGAGAGCUUUGGUCAAGGCAACCAGCGAUGCCCUCGCCACAAGCGUGAGAGAAGUAUUUGCUCGGUUCGACCAGGACGGUGAUGGAAAGCUCGACCGGAGUGAGCUUUGGAGGGUCUUCAAGACGCUCGAUGGGGAGCUUCGUAUUCCGGAGAUUGCCUCCUUGAGCCAGGAGCUUGAUACUGGCGGAGAUGGAAUGGUCUCGCACAAGGAGUUCCUUUCCUGGCUUCGGCAGGGCUCAGACCGAGCGCACGCGCUUACGAGAACGAUUGUGAAAGAAACAGGCAAAGCGCGAGAGGCGCGCAUUCAGCAGGCCUUCACGAAGUACGAUUCGACUAAAGAUGGCCAGCUGAACAUUGAGGAAUUGGCGAACGCCCUGAAGGUUUUGGGAAGCUUCUCCUCCGACGAAAUCCGACAUGUUCGUGAUGACUUGGACAAGAGCAAGGAUGGCAAGGUUUCGUACGAGGAGUUUCGCACCUGGAUUCAUUCGGGCAAAGGCAAAGAAGGGAGGAAGGAGGUCUUGAAGGCCAAGGCCAUCCUGGCUCCCAGCGACGGCGACGGCUUGGAAGCGGUGUUCUACAACUUUUGCGGACCAGGGCAAGCAGACCUGAGUGGCACGAACUUCCAUCGUCUUUGCAAGGACUGCCAUAUUCUAGAUGACAGGCUCGACAAUGCAUCCGUAGACUUGAUCUUUUCGGAUAUCCGUGUGAAGGACCACGCCGCGCGAAGCAUCGACUUUCUCCAGUUCGAAAUAGCGUUGGAGCUUCUCGCAGAGCGAAAGGGUGUUAGCCGCCACAGCCUUCGCUCGGCCGUUCUCCUGCAGGGACAUCCAGAAUCUCACAACAAGUCCCAGACACACGAGGAGCCACUUGCAGAUGCUCAGAAGAAGAGGCGGAGUAGCUUCUCCGGCCUGGAUCCCGCGGGUGUGUCGGCAGUUCUGGAGAAGAAGAAGCCCACGCGCUGCAGCAGCCAGAAGCGUGUGGCAUCCCUGCUCAAGCUGCAUGAGACUCCUGGAAAAGAAUCCUGGAGGAGGGAUGUGGACAACAGCAAGCUUUGGAAAGUCUUUGGUCUGCACACACCAGCUGGCCGCAACUUGAAAAAGCUUUACGAAGCACCUUUUGCUUUGCCACCGCCGUGCUCUCGUGACUUCGCCAGCAUCACAACCCGGAUUGCAUGGGUCGGGAUGUUUUUCUUGGUCUAUGCUGGAUUCCUCGCAGGCAAGCGGCACGAGCACAGCUGGUUUCGUAGUUCAGCCGACCCGAUGCGCUCCAUGACAGGCAAGCAUGGUGAGCGAAAAAUGUGCUCUUGGGCUGGGACUGGCGAGCUUGUGCUUCCGCAUCAUGGUCCCUCGAAGACGGGACUGGUGCAACAACUGAGGCCCUUCGAAGAAGUGCACUUGCUGCGAUUCAAGCUCCUCAAGGCGAAGUAUGAAUACUGGCUCGGGAAGGUUCCAGAUGCAAAUCAACUCAGCGUGCGCAUUAAGGAAUAUUCCCCCGACAUGCCUGUGCUUGUGUCCUCCUUGGUCGAAUCCCUGCAGUUCUUGCACGGAUUGCCCCAGUACUUCGGUGCUGAGGACUGCAAGUCUGCUAUGCUAGAUGGCAUGCCGGCCGAAGAGGUCCGACAGGGAGAGGCAGAGACCGAAAUCGAGUACACUCGCUACACGAACAUGGAGGUGCAGGCGAAGCAGACGAACCUUCUAGCGGCUUUGGUCGACCUCAUCAGACCCCUCGCGGAAAAAGCGGAGACUGCCACGGAGGAGCUCGAGGCCCACACAGUGCAGCGGCUGAAGUGGGAGGCUGAAGCCGAGCGCCGGGCCCGCACGGACGAGCCCAAGGUGGACGAGAACGGGGAAGAGCUGCCCCCGGAGCCGCGACCAAGCAGACCUGACGAGGACAAGCUGGAGGGCUGGGGCUUCUCGAAGGGCUCGAAGAUGCACGACUUGGAAGAGGUCCUUCCAUUGGCUUCACACGUGUGGUUGUCGGAGCAAAGCCUGCGGCAGGAGAUGCGGGGCAACGAUGGGGCCAAGGGCGCCUUCGAGUUCCUCGAGCGAGCGCUCGCGCUGCGACUCCGUUACCGACACUUCUUGCGACCACCACUGGUGGAUGUCGACGUGUUGGUGAGCAGCGAACCAGAGCCGGAGAAGGUGAGGCUUCCGGAGCUGUACGAGCUGUUGUCCGGCGACAUCAACCAAUUUUCCCCGCAGAAUCAACCCGGCGCAACAGCAGACGUAGACGAGUCAGGAAGUCUGACGCGGAAGCGAGGCAAGCAUGUCUAUAUCAUGGGCCAACGCUUCGACGCAUGGGAGAGCUGGACGGCCGAGUAUCCUGUGCCAAUCCGUCGCUUGUGCGACCUCCGAGUGGCUUUCAUGCCGAAUGCUCCGGCAGAAAACAGAGCAGCUCCUGCACAUGCGAUUGGGAUACAUGAGCCUCGGCUCGGUCAGAUCAAUGGCAAGGUCGUUGAACCCUGGAUGGGCACUCCGUACAAAUGCGCAGGUGCUGGAGAUUCUUCAGGCUUCGAGGUCUUCGAGGACUCUGAAGAGAUCCGACAGGGGAUGCUCAAGCAGCUGACGAAAGACGGUCUCAUCACACACAGGGUGCUGGAAGUCCCCGUGGACGCGCAUCAGGGGAACUCAGGAAAGCUCUUGACUCCUUACAUCUUCUUCUCUGUGUACGACGAGCGAAACGUCUGGUCAGCAGAUGGCAAAGCGUGCAAGAUCGAGGCCACUGCGCCUACGCUGGAUGAUGCGACACUUCUCCCAGAGGCACCGCCGCAGCGGCCCCAGACGACGGUCGCGCCGGAGGCUGGAGUCCACGUCGCAGUCCGAGAGCUUCGCAACGUCCUCCGGAAGGGACGCGACGGUGGAUUCGGCGCAUGGGCGGAACUGGCGGCGAGCCUGGACAUGGAGGACCGGACCUCACUCGCCGAGCUCCUCGCCGUGACGGCCGUGGUUCCACCGACUUCCCCACCCACCGACGAGGAACGCCGGGUCUACAUGGGGAGGCUGUUCCCGCAGCGGGCCACGACGGAGGGGACGCCGGUGCUUGUGAAGGCAGCUCCAAGACCGCCGCCGACCACCUCUGCCACGCCGGGACAUGGAUCUAUGACGCCCAGCUCGACGGGUCCCAGGACAUCGCCGAUGGCAUCAACCACGCCGCCUCCACCGACGGGUCCCGGGAGCUCAUCGGCGGCGACUAUCCUGCAGCAGAGCGUCGGGGCGCCGCCCACGGCGUGGGCACACCAGGUGAGCUGGCAGCCGCCGCAGCCCACAGCGGCCAGGGACGACGACCAGGUGUCGGGCACGGUCUUCCUCGACGCCCCUACAACGUCGGCUACCAGGACUGCGGCGGCCUUCUUGGACCCGACGGAAGCGAGGGAGCCCGAGACCACGGCGUCGCCGACCAUAACGGGGUUCCCGGGUCUCGCCGCAAUGGAAGCCCAGUCGGCGAUGCCUUCUGGCACGGCCACGCCGGCAUACUACAUCGACGCGGCUGGUCAUCGGGUGAGGGCCCCGCCAGAGGGGGCACGACGUCCUGUCGACGCCACUGGCAUCCAGACGCCGGCUUCGACUGUCGGCGGGGGGGGCGCCGAAGAAGUCAUCAACAUCGCCGCGUCACUGCUUCGGCAGGUGGGCCCCCGACAGGAUGACGACGCCCACUCGACGGCCGGGAGCCAGACAUCGGCAGCCAGGGGGCGGUCGACGCAACGAGGAGGGCGGCCGACCAUGGACCCGCCGCCGCCUCCCCCAGUGGUCGACGCACCGCCAUCCAGGUCCAGCUUCCCGCCGCUCUCGGCGGCUUCUACGCCAUGGCAGUCCACACCGCCGAGUCCGAGGGCAUCCACAACGAGAGCGCCGACCCCCCCGGCGGUGGCGGCAGAGCGCCCGGAUUGGAUGUUCCCGCCGGGCGCAAGGCCAGCAGACGACCCCGCCGGCUCUUCCAUGGACGCCGGGCCUUCGACCACCACCAGGACGACGACACCGACGGGGGCACGCUCAAGGUCCAAGACGGCGGCGGGGUUCCGCGAGCACCUGAGCGACGAAAGGAUCCGCCAAAUCGAGAUCAACAUGACCGACGACUAUCGGCAGCACAAGCGGGCCAUGCAUCGCCGGGGCGCUCGCGCCGUCGACGACCCGCCGAAGUCAGUCAAGCACUUGCUCAGGCGGACCCUGAACGACGUGAUCGCCGAGGAGAACCUGGACAAGCAGGGCAUCGACGGGCACAAGCCCAAGCCCCCGCCGACCUCGGCGCCCACCUACUGUGCAUACUGGUUCUGCUCGACGCUACCCGCCAACACACGCGGCGCCCGGAUCCCCUGGCAAAGCCAGGAGGCCGGCCGACGUGUGCUCGGUUGGUGCUCGCACCCUUGCACGUCGCCGCAAUGCCCUCAUUUUGAAGACCUUUACGACGUGGACUCGCCGGGCCUAGGCCGCUGCCUGCGUCCCGUCGUCGAGGGCAACGGACUGAGCUUUCACGACGCCAGCGGGUGCCCCUGUCACCCGGCUCCGGCCAUCGGGACGCCGGUCAUGAACCAACAAGUCGCAUCGUCGGGACCCUCCGCGACUGUCGCCGACUUCUUUCGCGACGUCGCCUCGGCAGGCGGCUCGGCCUACAUUGCGACAUUGGCCAGGUUCGGCGCGAUCAACACGCCGGCAGUGAGGGACUCCUUCGCCGUCCUUUUGGAGAACGGCGUGCCAGAGGGCCUCUUGCUGCAGAUCCUGGCGCCGGUUCCGCCGACGCAGCCGGAACCAACAGCGGCCAGGCCACCCAGGCACGACGUGCCGAAUAGAAGGACCAUACCCCGGGCAUCUUUGACGGCGGCCUUGGAGGCUAUGGACCCCGGGCGACGCCAAGACACACUAGCAGCCAUCGACUGGCAUCGUCGACCCGCCGGGCCAUGGAGUCGCGAAGGUCAGUUCCCCCUCUUCCCGCUCGACGCCAACAAGCUUCACACCAUCGCCGGGGCGAUGCGGAUCGCCGGCUACAGAUCGACCGGGCUGUACCUCGACGCGGUGGUAUGGCACCAGGAGAACACCCUCCACACGCCGGUCACACCUGGACUUCGACGUGUGGUAAAAACCCUGACCAAGGCAGCGGCGAGGGGCCUGCCAGGGUCCAGGCUCAAACAGGCAUUCGACCUCGACGAGCUCAGCAAGUUGGUCGACGAUACGGCGCCAUUCGGGCCCUUCAACGCCGGCCUGGUGGCCCACGCCGUCGACGUUGUCAUCGUCGCCACUUGGUUUAUGCUGAGGGAGGUGGAGCUCGCGGCGGCCCGGGUCAGAGACCUCGGCGUGACCUUGUCGACGGUGUCGCUCGACAUACCCCUGCACAAAACGGCGCAGGGGGGGCAGGCCGACCUCACACGACGCACUUUCAGGUGCGUUUGCACUUCGACGGCCCACCCACUCUGCCCAAGAUGCGCCGCACACCGCCACCUUCGGCGGGUACAGGCCUCCGCGGCCGCGACGCCGGCCGACUUCCUGUUUCCGACUAGACCGACGGUGCAGAGAUCCAAGGCGGAGUCGGCAGAGAUGUUUCGGCUGGUGCUGGACGCCGCCGGCUUCGAGACGGUGUACCUCGACGAACAAGGCAAGCGCCGCUUGAUCUUCGGCGGCCACGCCGCCAGAGUGGCAGGUGCGACCUUCAUGGCGAUGAGGGGGGUCCCGGUCGCCGUGAUCCAGCUGCUCGGCCGAUGGGCCUCAACCGCCGUCGAACGGUAUGUCCAACAGGCACCCCUCGCCGUGGCAGCAGGCGUUCCAGCCCAGGCCCUGGCAGCGCCGAGUUCGUCGACAACAACGCCGGCCCAGCCCCUGGCGACACCGACGCCGCCGGCCCUCAUGGACUUGUUGCCGACGGGGAACGCAGCAGGGCACGCCGAUACGGCGGUGCCGGCCCCGCAGCAGAUGGUGCCCAACGUCGACUUCGCGGCUGAGGUGCCCGGCGUGGAGUUCGUGCCAGAACCCGCCAGGAUGCCAGUAGCCGACGCGAUCGGCGACUCGGCGCCCCGGUAUGUCAUGAACUGCCGCACCAAGAUGGUGCACACGCCGGGGGUCGACGAAGCGUCGACAGAAAGGUCGGAUUGGCAGGCCAAGUGCGGCUGGCCUUACGGCGUGCGACAGUUCUUUCGCCUGUCCGAGCUCCCGCCGGAUCCGGCCUUAUGCCGCAAGUGCUUCCCGACGGAAACCGUCGAUGUUGAGGCACCGGAGGCGAUCGACUCGUCGUCGAGCUCCUCGUCCUCCACUAGCGGAGCGACGUCGGACUCCGACUGA
Symbiodinium sp. CCMP2592 is the source of this 7635-nucleotide messenger RNA. The record is from the annotation of a GenBank genome assembly. NCBI's taxonomy places the organism in Eukaryota, Dinophyceae, Suessiales, Symbiodiniaceae.